AGCGAUUAUAAUGCAGCACGGCAUGUUUAUACGAUUACGUUGCCAUAUUCUCCGCGUUUUUAAACGUAUAAUGGUUGGAAAUAUAUAUAAUCGUGCUUCUCCUAGUUCUACUAGAAACAUUGAAUUUUUUGUAUCCGUUGUUUGCUUGUUAAUUAAAGUAUAAUUACUAUAGUGUUAAAUCCACGACGAUGGCGGAACGAGGAGCACAUCUGACCACAGCAGCUGCAGCAGCAGGUGAAGGCAGGCCCUCUAUUUUUGAAGUUUUAGCUCAGGACUCUUUGAUGAGUGCUGUUAAACCUGCCCUUCAACACGCCGUUAAAGUCCUCGCUGAAUCCAACCCAGCUCGUUAUGGAGUCCUCUGGAGGAAGUUUGACGAGAUCUAUGCUGUCCUCGACCUUCUGCUGCAGCACCACUUCCUGCUGCGCACCAGCGCCUCCUUUUCAGAGAACUUCUACGGGCUAAAGCGCAUGGGCCCGGAUGAAAGUAGACGUGCACAUCACGGCCUCGGCCGCAGGCGACAUCUGCGCUCUCUGCUUCUCCUAGUGCUCCUUCCUUACCUCCGAACCAAACUGGAGAAGGUGCUGUCUCGUCAGAGAGAUGAGGACGACUUCUCGAUACGGAUGCCCCGGUCCCUCACUGAGAAGAUGUACAGAGCCUUCUUGGCUGCAUAUCCUUAUGUCUGUAUGGCGUGGGACGGCUGGAGUUUUUGCCAUCAGUUGCUAUACAUUUUUGGCAACGCACGCACUCAUUCACCCCUGCUAUGGCUGGCGGGAGUCAAACUGUCCCAUCUGACGGCUCAGGACAUUCACAGCUUGGAUCUCAAGCCAGCAGGGCAAGCACUGAGCUCUAGCCCAAGCUUUGGAGGACGGCUGCAGCGCGUCUUUUCCAUGGUGGUUGGCAGCAUAGCCGUAUCCCUCUCCACCGGUCUCUCCAUGGGAGUGUUUUUCCUGCAGUUUUUGGAGUGGUGGUACUCGUCAGAGAACCAGACCACUAUGAAGUCUCUCACCUCUCUCCCUACACCUCCACCCCCACUUCACCUGGAGGACCAGGAUACUGUGCUGACGCACAGGAAACUGUGCCCGCUUUGCAGGAAAGCACGCGGUAAUGACACAGCCCUGGCCACCUCAGGCUACGUUUUCUGUUACCGCUGCAUUUAUACGUACGUGAAGACUAACCACAGGUGUCCGCUAACAGGAUACCCGUCUGAACUACAGCACUUAAUUAAGAUCUAUUCUCCAGAAGCGUAGCUUAAACUGAUCAUGUGACCACGCAUGCUGGGAAAUUGACUUUUUUUUUUUAGCUAGUCAGAUCAUUUGACUCAACUUGCCAAAUGGCUCAUUGCCAUAUUUUAUAUAAAUCAGACAUUUGUGAUAUUAUAACCAGUGCUUGUCUUACUUUGACUAAUUAUAGCUGAAAUUGUUUAGUGAAAUACCUUUGUAUUAACUUUACAUAUGCAGUUUUUAACCUAAAUCAGAAAGAUACUACACAUGUGCACUGACAAAACGGCAAGUAUCCCUGCAUUUUGCAGUGUGUCUGUCCAUUAUGAUGUGUCCAUUUGUAACGAUAACUGAUCCACUUACCAUAAUACACUCGCCUCACACGAGGGAGUCAACUCAAAGAAGAGCCGACUCAAAGAGUCGACUCAUUCACGAACGACACAUCACGUGUUUGAAGCGUUUGGUGCGCUUUUCCAAUGUAAAAUGCAUUUUCUGCACAUUUUAAUGCUUUAAAAAAAUACAGUGUUUUUUUUUUUAAUGAAGUACUUAGAUUUAAAGAAAAAUGCUGAGAUUUGGCAGUUAGUAUAUCCGUGUUUUACAAAUUGUAUAUGCAGUGCACUGGAAUUGUUUUGUUCACAUCACUAUAUGAGGAAUUACAACAGAAAAAUUGGAUGACCCGCUUCAGAGGAGAGGGAGAGAGAGAAAAUCCAUAUUUCUUCCUUUACACAAAAUGAGUGCGUGAACACUUUCAAAUGGUAACGAAAUGCUUCACAUGACCAUGUAGCAUGCUACAUUCAAGUUGUUCUCAUUAUGAAGAAAUGACUAAAUCUGGAUGGAUGCCAUCACAGGAAGUUAAAUGGGACACUCAAAUGGGUCUGAGGCUCUGGAGUGGUUGGCUGCAUUUCAAUUUGGUAUUCACCCCCCUUAUGAUUUAAAAAAAAAAAAAAAAAAAAAAUAGUUGUGGUCAAAGAGGUGAGUUUCAUAUGUAUCUAUUGCAUGCAAUAGAAAAUAGAUCAAAUAAAAAUAGCUAAUUUUUGCAAGAAUUGCACCUCCUGCUUCUACCCAACUAAGGCUUUACCAAAGAAAUUUUUUAAAUCACUUACAUUUUGAUAAAGUGUCAGAAAAACUGUUAACCACUACUUUAAGGCAUUUCAAAGCUUAUAAUUUCCCCAAUUAGUCACAGUUUCCUUUGUUUUGUUUUUUAAUGUCCCCAACUUUGUUCCUGUAAGCAUCCACAA
Molecule: messenger RNA, 2455 nt
Organism: Ictalurus furcatus (blue catfish)
Lineage: Eukaryota; Metazoa; Chordata; Actinopteri; Siluriformes; Ictaluridae
Gene: pex12
Product: peroxisomal biogenesis factor 12
Exons: 3
Coding region: 189-1247 (352 amino acids)
Biological process (GO): protein monoubiquitination; protein import into peroxisome matrix
Cellular component (GO): peroxisomal importomer complex; peroxisomal membrane
Molecular function (GO): zinc ion binding; protein binding; ubiquitin-protein transferase activity
Source: RefSeq, a predicted model, not a curated record